Messenger RNA from Cladocopium goreaui, 405 nucleotides. Lineage: Eukaryota; Dinophyceae; Suessiales; Symbiodiniaceae. The record is from the annotation of a GenBank genome assembly.
AUGCGCCAUGGCACCGUUUCUGCCGGGCUGUUGCUUUUGGCGCCUGGUGCAGCGGCCAGGGAGGACUUGUCCUGUGAGGGCUACAUCCAUGAUGGUAUUGACUGGGGAAAUCUGCGGCGGCGCUUUGAGAUCUAUGCAGAUAAGUAUCUGGAUCGGCCGCAACUUCUGGCAGAGGAGUUUGAGAUGGCAAAGAACUAUGCCUUCAGCUACUCUCCAGAGAACAGUUGCAUUUUGGGAGACCUGUCCUUGAGGUUCUUCCUCUGGCUGUCUGUGGCUCCUGCGGAGCUGGCAGAGAGUGUCGAGGGCUCCAAGGGGAUGCUCGCCGAGAUCAUGGAGGAAGCCGUGGCCGACCCCCAUGGUAUCAUGAUAUCCGAUGUUGGAAGCGGAUCACCAUGGGGGGGUUGA